GCUGACGCAGCUUGGCUGGUUCACAGUGCUGGGCCUGCACGAUCCACCGGAGGAUGGUUGGUACAGUGCGCUUGGAUCAGAAACAAUGGUCGUUCGCAGCGGCUCGCUGUCGGGGAGCCAAGCGGAGGACAAUGUUGGAACUCUCCGCUCGUGACCAAUAGCCGUGAGGGGUGAAAUAGUCUGGGUAAAGGGGGGCUUGCCCGGCUUGGCGAUAAAGCCCCACGACCGAGCGGCGGCCAGCAAACAUCAACUCUUUCGAUGCUCAAUCCUUCUGGAGGCUUCGACACCAUGCCCAGCAAGCACCCGUUUUUUCUGAAGAUUGUAGACCAGCCCGAGAGAGUUCGUUCCUCUGGGUUUGGCCAUCAGCUUCAUGGGCGGCCAAUCGAUCCAGCCCCGGUCCUACAACUCUUUCGGCGGGGUGCUGAUGGAGAGUUGAUUUCUGAUCCCUCGUUGAUGACGGAAGCGUCGCUCUUUGUGAUCCAUGUCCAGCUCUAUGCUGCUGAUGGCAUGGAGGAUCGAAGCCUUGUCGUCAACCCGGCCCGGCUCAAGGAAGCUGUUCCUCGCCCCUCGACUUCCCUGGCACUCCAUCAUCGGGUCGCUCAUACCCCAUCCCCGGACACAGACUCGCUCCAGACAGAGAACGUCAUUGGUUCGCCAAGCAUGGCGCCUGUCGCAGCAGCCAAUGGCUGCCAGAGCUGCAGCCCUGAUGCAGGCAGUCCCGACUGGCUUCAGGGUUUGAGCGACAGCGACCAAGUCGCGAGGAUGCUGUUUCCAGCCGCCCAACCCUCGCUCUUCGGGAACUUGGUUUCCUCGGCUGUUUUCUCCAAGAGUGCCCAAAACUCCAUGACCGGCGUCUUCUUUGUGUUCUCCAAGCUGUUCAUUCGAGUCGAAGGAACAUACAGGCUCAAGUUCACCUUGGCCGACUUGGGCGAUCCUUGCUGCCCUGCCUUGGCCACCAUCCAAUCCGAGUCGUUUGUGUCCUACGGAUGGAAGAACUUUCCAGCAAUGUCAGAGCCCACGUCCACUUUCAAAGCCCUUGCCCAGCAAGGUGUCCAUGCUGUCCGUCGAAGUCGAGGAAGGAAGUGAUCUUUGCAAUCGCUUCAGUCUCCAGAGAGGAGUCUCGCUUCGCUUUGCAGUAAGCAUGCACACGUCUCAGUUACCCUGUG
This is a messenger RNA of Polychytrium aggregatum, 1166 nucleotides long. RefSeq names its product velvet factor. Lineage: Eukaryota; Fungi; Chytridiomycota; Chytridiomycetes; Polychytriales. The transcript is spliced from 6 exons. The record is from RefSeq and is a predicted model, not a curated record. Bases 259 to 1086 code for a protein of 275 amino acids.